Molecule: messenger RNA, 8224 nt
Organism: Rhea pennata
Lineage: Eukaryota; Metazoa; Chordata; Aves; Rheiformes; Rheidae
Gene: SPG11
Product: SPG11 vesicle trafficking associated, spatacsin
Exons: 41
Coding region: 11-7249 (2412 amino acids)
Biological process (GO): synaptic vesicle transport; axon extension; axo-dendritic transport
Cellular component (GO): dendrite; axon; cytoplasm
Source: RefSeq, a predicted model, not a curated record
CCUAAGGAGGAUGGAGGGGGCGAAGCGAGAGCUGCGCAUCCUGCUGGCGCCCUUCUCGGAGGAGGCGCAGGACUCCCUGCGGGAGGCGGCCCGGGUGCAGCUGAGCGGAGGCCAGGAUGCUCUGGGCAGCCUCCUGGCCUCUGGCGGGAUCUACCUGCAGUCGCUGGUGCCGGGCAGCGGCGGCCGGGCCCGGGGCAGCGUUAUCUCGGGAGACUGGGCUGACUUCAUGUGGGAGAGUACAGAAGAUUAUGAUCUGCAAGCAGACAAGACAAAAAUACUGACUCUUAGUAAAAGUCAUGAACUGUUUGUCUAUGAAUUCACUAUAGAAGAUGGAAAAUACAACCCGAUUUCCCUGCACAGUUGUAAGGAAGAUACACUUAAAAAGUUCCUUGAAGUUAAUAAUAUUAGUCUUUCUUCAGUUUGUUCUUCAAAGAUCCUUUCUUUUAAGGACAGCACAUGCAUACUUCUGCUCAAUAACUUUAUUCUUGUGCACUUUACUUUUCCUGGAGAAGACUCGCACUUAGAGGCGUGUGACUGCUUUACCCUUGAUAUGCCUCCACAAGUUUUGGAAAGAAUAACAGAUACUAAUUUCUGCAGGGGAAUUCUGUUUUUGUUAGAUAGUUCAGGCUGGAUUUAUAUUUUUGAUUCUUUUGAUGGUGCACGUCUAGCAACCAUUGACAUAGCACUCUGUCAGCGAGACGUGGAGGGUGAGGACAGGAGUAAAACCAUCCCAUUGCCACUCACUGCAGUAAAAGUGUCACAUGAUCUCAGUGUUGCUGUGAUCAUCAGUUCUUCCAACUGUGCCAUUUCUGUGGAUCUAAAUGUGUAUUUCAGACAGUUCCCUGAACAUUUGCUCUGUAAGAGAGAUCCUGAAAAUCUUCCCGUGAGGCCACCUGAAGGACUUGAUGAGGAUGACCUUGCUAGUUCUGAUUAUAGUAUGGAGCUUAUGACAUUGUCUUUCCGGACAGACAGGUCCUGGAAGGCACACUUAGCCUCACUGUGUAAUGUCAUAAGGAAAAGAAAACCCGAUUAUCCAAAUUUGGUGUAUGGCCAUUUGCCUUGGUACCAGUAUUUUCCCCAUGUUGAAUAUCAUGAUUCUGUAAUCUAUGAAAGUUCUGAGAACGCCAUGGCCAUUGUUCCAGAGGAUGUUACCUGUGUCCUUUCCAAACAAUUGCAAAAUGAUGGUUCAGAUAUCAGUGAUGGAAGACAGCAGUGGAAACAAAUACCUCUUGAAGGAUCACAAGAAAUGAUGAAAUUGGAGUGUAAAUCUGUGACUGCAUUUAAAGCGCUAUUUGUAGUAUUAACAAGUGACAAAGAAUUGACUGUUGCUGCCUGGAAUUUAGAAUCACAAGAUGUGACGUAUUACCACUUCGGCAAAAAUUGUGUUUUUGUGGAUUGUAGUGAAGCACCAUUAUGUUUACUUCUGACAGAGCAUGGUUUCUCCUUAAUUCUCUUCAGUUUAACUCAAGAAGAGUUCUUGAAUAGAUUGAUGAUCUAUGGCAGUGCUGGAGUUGUAGAUGCUGUUUGUCAUCUCAAUGGAUGGGGACGAUGUUCGAUUCCUAUACAUGCGCUGGAGGCUGGUUUGGAGAACCGUCAGCUAGACACAGUAGACUUGUUUUUAAAAAGCAAAGAAAGUCUUUUCAGUCUUUCUACAUCCUGUUCUGGACCUGAACAGUCUACUGAUACUGCAUCCCAGUUGUUCCUGAAAAAUUUGGAAGAGCUGAGGCCAGCCUUAAAUUUACUUUGCUCAGCAAUCAGAGAAAAUAACUUGGAGACUCAAAGUAAACACUUUUCUGAGCAGCUGCUAAACCUCACAUUGACUUUCCUUAACAAACAACUUGAAGAGAUUUUUUUGCAUACAGAGGAGCUUGAUGAAUACCUGCAGAAGGCUGCAAAUAUUUUAUCAGAUUACAUUAUUGACCUUAGAACAUUUAUAAUCAAGCUUCCUCGACUGCAGACAAAUACCAUACACAUAGGAAGUGAUCUUGAGGAGGACAUGCCCAUAAUAGAGGAAAGUCAAAUGUGGGAGAAACUAACAACAGAGGAAGUCAUUGCUGAUGCCAUUUUAAGCAACAAAGUACCAGAGGCCCAGACCUUCUUCCAUAUGCGUCAGCAUCCUGCUCAAAAUAUUCAGGAAUUUAUUCAGACAGGUUUAAAUCUGGUCUAUGACCGUCUUCUGAAGGAUAAUUCCAGAGAAGCCUCAGAACUUUUAAGAAACAUGGGUUUUGAUGUAAACGAAGAACUGCAUAAGAUAUGUUUCUACACAGUCAAUAAAAGUGUACGAGAUUUGUUGGUGAAAGUUUUACAAGAAGAAAAUUAUCUUUCUGAAAAAGAGAAGAAAAUGAUAGACUUUGUGCAUCAAGUUGAAAACUUUUACUCAGAAUCCUUCCAAGAAAAUAAAGAGAUUCAAUCUCUUUCCAGUUUCACGAACUGGAGAAAGGAACAAGAACUUUCCAGACAUACAGCUGUUUUAGACUCAUUCCUGAAUUGUGAUAAACAUCAGGUUCACAGUAGAGAAUUCAGAGUGAUGUUUAACUGGGCUCAGUGGUGGGAUGAGCUUAUUCAGGAAAUGAUUCUUCUCCCCAGAAAAACACGUGAAGAAUUCAAGACCUGUAAUCCUGAGGUUCUUUGGAGGCACCUGACAGCCCAGCAUGAUUGGCUUAGUCUUUGUUCAUGGAUUGAAGAAUCUGAGCCUCAGCAGAAUUCAUAUGGACCAGUUAACUGGCCCCUUUUGAAUCCAGACAUUAUUGACCAAAACAUGUUAUGUAGUGGCUUCAUGAGAAAUGAAAUAUUAAACAAACUAGCUAGAAAUGGAAUUUUUGUCCUUUCUGAGUUAGAAGAUUUUGAACUUCUGCUUCAAAGAUUGUCUUACCUUGGGGGAGUAAUGCAAAAUCCUCACCCUGUCCCAAAAUUCAGUACUACAAGUGGUUUGGACUUCCAUACUCGUUUUGUUCUUCACUGUUUAGAACAUAAUUUGCAGUAUCUGUUAUACACUUACUUAGACUAUUACAGUUUAACUGCUUCAAACUGUCCUAUUUUGGAUAACAAGGAAUUGCAUGAAGCUCAUCCCUGGUUUGAAUUUCUUGUGCGAUGUCGAGGGGUUGCCAGUAACCCACGAGAUCCAAAGAUGAUUUUUCAGGCCAGUCUAGCAAAUGCUCAGAUACUGAUUCCUAGUAAUCAAGCCAGUGUGAACAGCAUGUUACUGGAAGGGCGUACAUUAUUAGCACUCGCAACCACAAUGUAUGCACCUGGAGGUAUUGAUCAGGUUCUUCAGAAUGAAGAUACAGAAAGAACUGUAAAGAAAGUUGAUCCACAGCUCUUAAAAAUGGCAUUGACUCCUUACCCCAAGCUCAAAGCUGCUCUCUUUCCCCAGUGUACUUCCCAUGGAAUUUUGCCACCUGACAUCUCUCUCUAUCAUCUGGUUCAGUCAUUAGUGCCCUUUGAUCCCACUAAAUUGUUUGGCUGGCAGUCAACAAAUACUCUUGCUUUAUCAGAUACAUCAAGUGACUUUCCUCAUUUUUCUUCCCCUGAGCUGGUGAACAAAUAUGCUAUAAUGGAACGACUAGAUUUUUUGUACUAUUUGCACCAUGGACGUCCAUCGUUUGCUUUUGGUACAUUUUUGGUCCAGCAGUUAAUAAAGAGCAAAUCCCCCAAACAGUUGAUUCAGCAAGCAGGAAAUGAAGCCUAUAUUUUGGCCCUUUCUUUCUUUCAUAUACCUUCAAUAGGAGCAGCCUGUGUUUGUUUUCUAGAAUUGCUUGGUCUUAACAGCCUCAAGCUCAGAGUUGAUAUUAAAGUUGCAAACAUUAUUCUCAAUUAUAAAACUAGAAGUGAAGAAUCUCAGCACAGUCCAAUAAGAGACUCUUUUGUUGAAAAGUUAACAAAAUUGUCUGAAGGUGAAAAAGAAGCAGCAGCAGAAAUUCUUACCUGCUUGGAAGAAGCCUUUUGGGAUACAAUUGAGCAUCAAGGAAUAAAUAAGAUCUCUAAUGACUCUAGAAGGCAGUGGUCUUUGGUAAUGCAAUUCUGUAAACUCCAUAAUACCAGACUGAGUACAUCGUACUUAAAGGAGUGUGCUAAAUCUAAUGACUGGCUGCAAUUCAUCAUUCAAACCCAGCUGUACAACUACCAGCCAGAUGAGGUCAUUUCUAUCCUUCAAGAUUUCACUCCCAUUUUACAAGAUCACUUGACACUGGCAUUGGAGAAGUUACCAUUUUUGUGCCCUGAUCUAGGAAGUCCUCAGAACAGUGCUACCAGUAUGUCUGAGAGCAAAAAUGAGGAUAGUUUGUUCCAAAUCCUUUUUCGGUGUCAGGGGAACUCCAACCCUUCAUGUUACCUUUUGACUGAAGGAAUGAAGCAGAAUGCUCCCUUACUGGGUGUGUUAGCAGCAUGUUUUCAAGAUGCUAACAUUAUCCAUUGCCUCUGUGUUUGGAUACUUACUACUGUGGAUAAUGUUACCAGAGCUGAAGCAACAAACCAUAUUCAAAGCUCAGUGGAAAAUCAUGAAUGGGAUCUUUAUGACCUAUCAGUUAUCUGGAAGGUGUUUUUAAGAAAGGAAAAAAGUAAAAUACUUACAAAUGGCUUCCAGCUCUUUUUAAAGGAUUCCCCUUUACUCUGCAUCCUGGAGAUGUAUGAACUAUGUAUGAACUUCAAAAAAUAUGUUGAAGCUAAAACGAAACUAGAUGAGUUUCAGAUAAGUCUCACAAAACUUAAAACUGCAGAUGAACUAACACCUUCACAAUUACCUGUGCAAUGGUUGGAGUCACAAGCAUUAUUUCUUCUUGAACUGAUGAUGCAACAGUGUAGAACAGAAUAUGAAUUAAGAAAAAUCUUAAAGCUGUUUGCUGCAGCAGAUGAUCUUCUACUUGAUGGCCCUUAUGUGAAGAAAUUGUGUGCACUCAGUGAAACCCUGCAGGAUUCAUCCGUAUCAAUUAAUCACUCCAUUCUAACCAGUUACAAUACAGAGACAUUUCAGAAUGAGUGCAGAUCAAUUCUAGAGCAGCUGCAAGAGAAAGGAAUGUUCUCACUGGCUCGGAAGGUAGCAGAAUUAGCUGAAUUGCCGGUGGACAAUGUAGUUACACAGGAGGUUCUAAGAGAUCUACACCUAUUAAGAAACACUGGACAGUGGCAUCAAAACCAGACAAGAAUUGAAUUCUGGAAAAAAUGUAAUGACAGCUUUGUGAAAAAUUCCAUCUCAAGCAAAACUGCAUCUGAUUUCUUUUUGAAUCAGGCAAACACGGUGUUUCAAUCUUCAGCUCAUGAGAAGAUAAGCACCAUUAUGGAGAAACAUCUGUUGCUUACCCUAGCUGGCCAUUGGCUAGCUAAGAAUGACUCAGUGUCACUGGAUAAGUUAGAAGAAAUAGAGAAGCAGAUCUGGAUUUGUCGCAUCACACAACAAAACUUAUCCACCUGUGAAGGGUCAGACAAAUCGAGAUUUUCUUGCCAUGUUUUAGUGAACAAAGAUCUUACCUUUGAUAAUUUAGCUAAGGAGUUUUCUUUUUCAAAACUGCCUGCUCUGAACACACCAAAAUACUUAAAGCUAGAGGGUUUUGCAUUCAGAGAAUCUCAGCAGACGCUGACUAAUGAUGAGAAGGAAUCGCUCAAGUUUCUGAUUGGGCGCCUUCUUGAUGAAGGAAGUGUGCAUGAAGCCAGCCGAGUUUGUCACUAUUUCCAGUUGUACAACAGAGAUGUUUCACUGGUGUUGCACUGCAGAGCCCUGGCCUCAGGGGAGGCUGAUCUAGACAAAUUACACACAGAUAUUCGAACUCUCCUUGUAGCAAGAGAGAAGACAGAUGAGAACAGCGCAUCUCAGCCAAGCAGAGUCCCAAGCACAUCAGGCUUAGAAGAGUGGACACACAUUGUGGCUCCUUCACCAGAUGAUCAUGUUGUUGUCAGUCUGAAGGCUCUCACAGAUGAAUGUGUCCAUGGGAGAAACUACUGUAGGCAGGUUCUCUGCUUAUAUGAGCUUUCUAAGGAACUGAACUGCUCCUACAGUGACAUGUCAGCCUGUGAUCCUGAAAAAGUGCUUUGUGCAAUUCUGUCAUCCCACCAGCCAGACAGAUGCAAGAAAGCUCAGGCAUUCAUCACCACACAGGGUCUCCAGCCUGAAAUUGUGGCAGAGCUGGUGGCUGAAGAAGUCAUGCAGGAAUUGUUGGUGUCUUCAGAAGGGAAAGGGCAAACACAGGUUCUUAACCCUGCAGUUGAGAGUCAGACAUUCCUACAGCUGGCUAAGCUGUGCAAGGAUCAUACAUUGGUUGGCAUGAAAUUAUUGGAUAAAAUUUCUUCUGUGCCCCGAGGGGAACUAUCGUGCAUUACAGAAUUGCUGAUUUUGGCCCAUAAUUGCUUUAGUUUGACUUGCCACAUGGAAGGAAUCACUAGAGUCCUGCAGGCAGCACGGCUUCUUACAGAUGAACAUUUGGCACCUAAUGAAGAGUAUGGACUUGUGGUUCGUCUUCUAACCGGAAUCGGCCGAUACAAUGAAAUGACCUACAUAUUUGAAUUGCUGCAUGAGAAACAUUAUUUUGAAGUGCUCAUGAGAAAGAAAUUAGACCCAAGUGGGACACUGAAGACAGCUCUACUAGACUACAUCAAGCGUUGCCGCCCAGGAGACAGUGAAAAGCAUAACAUGAUAGCCCUUUGCUUCAGUAUGUGUCGAGAAAUAGGAGAGAAUCAUGAGGCUGCUGCUUGUAUACAGCUUAAACUCAUUGAAUCUAAGCCCUGGGAGGAGUCUCUUCAAGAUGUGGCAAAUUUAAAGAAACUGCUGAUGAAAGCUCUGACUCUCUUUAUUGAUGCAGCAGAAAGUUAUUCUAAGGACUCCUGUGUCCGCCAGGCCUUGCGCUGCAAGCGGCUAACAAAGCUGAUAACCCUCCAGCUGCAUUUUCUGAACACCAGUCAGAGUACUAUGCUGAUUAACCUGAAUAGACAGAACUUGAUGGAUUGCAUCAUAUCCUUGCCUCGAUUCUAUCAGGCUACUAUCGUGGCUGAGGCAUAUGACUUUGUUCCAGAUUGGGCUGAAGUUCUUUAUCAACAAGUGAUCACUAAGGGAGACUUCAAUUACUUAGAAGAAUUUAAACAACAAAGACUACUCAAACCUAGCAUUUUUGAGGAGAUUGCUAAGAAAGUUAAACAACACCCACCUACUGAUGCCGCUCUGAAAAAUCUGAAGAAAUUUCUUUCUUACUGUGAAGACAUCUACACGUACUACAGAUUGGCUUAUGAUAACAAGUUCUAUGAUGUGAAACAGCUACUUGUUUGAAAAUUUCAAUCAGUUACCUUCUUCCUAUAAGCUCCUACCAAGAGAUGUUAAGACUUACAAGAAAAAGAAACUUACAUUCUAAAGAAGUGGUUUUUUGGUUCUUGAAAUAUCUUGUUAGUACCAGGAUAUGCUUCCAGCAGUUACAGAGAAUAAACAGGCAUUUGAAUCCAAAUACAACCUGCAUGUAUCCUAUCAUUUAAAUCCUAAUCCAUUCUUUUUGUAGGCUAUCUAGGUACAACUGAAUGUUGUAUUUAGAUGACACAGUACUUUUGUCAUGCUACAAUUGCAUUGACUUGCUUAAGUAUAACACACUUACCAAAUGUUUCUUUUGCUAACUCAAGGUCUGACUCCUCUUGUAAUUUCUUUAGUCGUAGUUUGUCUGCUAACUGUUCUUCUGGUGUAAGUUCUUUAUGUUCCUCUGGUGCCUCUAACUAAAUUAGAAAAUAUAUAGAGAUAACAGCAUUUAUAUUUCUUACCCUUGAGCAGAGGUAUUACAAAAAAUUGUUGUUUUUUUCACCAGUGCCAUUUGAUUGGUGCACUUCUGCGUGAAGUCAGUAUAACCUCAAGCAGGUACAAAUCUGAAAGACUUCCUAAAUAAGCAUAACAUUGCCAUAUUGUUUAAUAAUUGCUUACUUAUGAGAAGUGGGAAGAAACAUCUUAGUUAAGUUUUACAGCUACAUGUUUUAUCAAAAACACAAAGAUAAGCAUUACUUCAAUAACCCAGUUAAAUUACAGAGACAUCAGAGCUAAUAUCCACCAAAUGCUAUUAUGUACAAGAUUUAUUUUACUAGACUAUUCAAAAUCUUUACAGGUCUUCAACCUCAACAAAAAUCAAACUCAUCCACUAAAUUUAAUGACACAUAGAAGUAUAAAAGAAAAAAAAAAGUACCCUUUUUUUAAGCUCCUCUUGCUUUUUCUUCUGUUGCUUUUCUUUUUCUUUUAUUUUUUCUGCUAUUUUCUUUUUUUCUGAAACUU